AUGCUGGAGAGACGGAAAGGCGCAUUCGCGUUGGACGGAAGGCUGGGAAACCACCCCGCUAUGGCUAGGAUACGCACCCGCGAGGGCGUGCAGCCUAUCGCCCUGCCAAUGCGAGGCUCGUCACCGGCUAAGAAAGCGGUGAUGGACGAGCAAGUAGAUAAGUGGUUUGAACAGGACGUGAUUGAGGCCUCGCGCAGCCCAUGGAGCGCACCCGUCGUCAUCGCCUACCGCAACGGCAAAGCAAGGUUC
Schizophyllum commune H4-8 is the source of this 249-nucleotide messenger RNA. RefSeq lists its product as uncharacterized. The record is from RefSeq and is a predicted model, not a curated record. The annotation marks the transcript as partial. The transcript has a single exon. NCBI's taxonomy places the organism in Eukaryota, Fungi, Basidiomycota, Agaricomycetes, Agaricales, Schizophyllaceae.